CAAGUUUCAAUUCCGCAAACAGACCUGCUGAUGAACGCCCUCAGUCUGCGCAAAUGCACUUAAUCCCAUCUUUCUUGUUUGUUUUAGUUCUUUUCCAGCUCCGUUCUGUUUUUACAUUUUUGUUUCUUGGAUAGCGGAACGCAUCAGUUUAGUGUGUAAUCCUCGUGUUUAUGUUGGAUCCAUCACUAAGUUGGUCUGCAAUGCGCCUAAUCAGAGGGGGAGAAUUGCGCCAGGCUUCUUGGUGAGCUGAAACUUUCUUAAGCUGAUAAUCUGUCAGAGCUGACACUGAAGCAACCCUGGAUGUUUAUUUCUGAGCUAAACGCAUGCACACCUGUACGUGUUGCGCAGAUUUUCUCAGAAAUUUGCUUUUUUAUUUAUUUUUUGUUUUUAAGGUUUAUUCCUGCAUAAAACAAGAAAAACAACUAAAACACAUUUAGUGAUUUUCAGUAAAACAUCGUUUACGCCAGGAGUCAGUGCCGUUCACACAAAGUUUAAACCGCUCUCCUUCUGUCCAGAACAGCAGUUUGAUGGGGCUGAUCCACCCGCUAUGACCCGCCGUCAAGCUCACGCACCGUGCACAGCUUCAGGUUGGAGAGGGGCACGGGGCGGGACGCCGCGCGGGACAGCUGAUUGUUCGUGCCAUUAACUUGGGUGCGUUUCCGUUUGCUUUUCAGACCACGCCCCCUUCACCUAGUAGUUUUCUCCUGUUAGCAUCCCAGAGAUGGUCCGGAGAGAUUCCUCAGGGAAGAAAAGAGUGCAAAUCAGCCGAGCGGGGAGCGCAGAACUGCCUCCUAAUUGCGCGUAAUCUUCCGUUUCAUCCACGAGAGCAGAGGAGGAAGAGCUUGUAAAUCAAGACGCGGCGCACAAGGAGCAAAAGACCCGCUUUAUCUUCGUCUUCUUGGUCUUUCUGUUGCAAUAGAACUCGUCUGACAUUUUGCUUGUUUUUGUCGUCAGCUGUUCACCUUGAUCCGGAGGACUGUCGCCAACUCAGCGCAGCGCCUCUCAUCCUGCGCUCCCCCUUUCAUCCUUUCUCACUGCUCUUCCUCUCGUCGAGUCGCUGACAUGAGGAGCAGCUAACCUCUGGAUGCUGACAGCUCCCCUUUCUUCCUUCCACAUGUCGCAUCUUUUGUUUACUUUGAGGGGGAAACCGCGCGCGUCUAAACACCAAGCGGUGUAGACCACGCCACUUUGCUCCUGUGACAGCGCUAUCAAAGAGGAGGGAAGGCAAAGAAAGAAGAAAAAGGGAAAGGAGGGAGCCAGGGAGAGGAGGAUAGAGUGAGUGAGAGAGAUAGAGACAGCGGGAAGGUGCGUUUUGAUGUUUGGCAUCCACGAGAGCAUCCAGAGGAGUGGGAGUAGUAUGAAAGAGGAGCCCAUGGUGGCCGGGAUGAACGCGGUUCGGACCUGGAUGCAGGGCGCCGGAGUGCUGGACGCCAACACAGCCGCCCAGAGCGGAGUGGGUCUCGCUCGGGCUCACUUCGAGAAGCAGCCGCCCUCCAACCUCCGCAAGUCCAACUUCUUCCACUUCGUCCUGGCUCUGUACGACCGGCAGGGCCAGCCGGUGGAGAUCGAGAGGACCACCUUCGUGGAUUUUGUAGAAAAAGAAAAGGAAACGACGGGAGAAAAGACCAACAAUGGGAUUCAUUACAGACUCCAGCUGCUCUACAGUAACGGGAUCCGAACAGAGCAGGACCUGUAUGUUCGCCUCAUCGACUCCAUGACUAAACAGGCGAUUGUUUAUGAGGGCCAGGAUAAAAACCCGGAGAUGUGCCGUGUUCUGUUGACCCAUGAGAUCAUGUGCAGCCGCUGCUGCGAUAAGAAAAGCUGUGGCAACAGGAACGAGACCCCAUCAGACCCCGUCAUCAUCGACAGGUUUUUCCUUAAGUUCUUCCUGAAGUGUAACCAGAACUGCCUGAAGAACGCAGGGAACCCUCGAGACAUGAGGCGCUUCCAGGUGGUCGUGUCGACUACUGUGAGCGUUGAGGGUCACGUCCUGGCUGUGUCAGACAACAUGUUUGUGCACAACAACUCCAAACACGGGCGCCGGGCUCGAAGGCUGGACCCGUCAGAAGGGACGCCGUCCUACCUGGAGCAUGCAACUCCCAGCAUCAAAGCCAUCAGUCCCAGUGAAGGCUGGACCACAGGGGGCGCAACGGUCAUCAUCAUAGGAGACAACUUCUUUGACGGCCUCCAAGUCAUUUUUGGAACCAUGCUAGUCUGGAGUGAGCUGAUCACUCCCCACGCCAUCCGCGUGCAGACUCCGCCCAGGCACAUCCCAGGGGUGGUGGAGGUCACGCUGUCCUACAAAUCCAAACAGUUCUGCAAAGGCACACCUGGACGCUUCAUCUACACAG
This is a messenger RNA of Nothobranchius furzeri (turquoise killifish), 2351 nucleotides long. The record is from RefSeq and is a predicted model, not a curated record. Lineage: Eukaryota; Metazoa; Chordata; Actinopteri; Cyprinodontiformes; Nothobranchiidae.